Messenger RNA from Pogoniulus pusillus (Red-fronted tinkerbird), 6364 nucleotides. It is a transcript of the gene ZNF518A, whose product is annotated as zinc finger protein 518A. Lineage: Eukaryota; Metazoa; Chordata; Aves; Piciformes; Lybiidae. The transcript is spliced from 3 exons. The record is from RefSeq and is a predicted model, not a curated record. Bases 663 to 5279 code for a protein of 1538 amino acids. Gene Ontology annotation, molecular function: DNA-binding transcription factor activity, RNA polymerase II-specific; RNA polymerase II transcription regulatory region sequence-specific DNA binding. Gene Ontology annotation, cellular component: nucleus. Gene Ontology annotation, biological process: regulation of transcription by RNA polymerase II.
AGGAAGGGCCCUGCAGCCAGGCGCUACCUAUGGCCCCGUCACGUGGGCAAGGCCCACCGUUGCUGUCCGUCAGCAGCCCUUACGCCAGGCCGCAGCAGCUCAGGGUGCGAGCGGCCUCAGGCCUCCCGCCGGGCGGCACGACACUGUAUUUCCCUCCCCCUCCCAAGCCUCCACAGCCAUCCAAAGAGGAAGCGAAAGGUAGCCUCGCCCACACUGGAGGCCAACCCUGGGGGGACAGCCCCGCGCCCUACCCCUCCCCGUACCCAAGCACUCCCCGACCCUGGGCCUCAUCGGCCUCCGUCCGUCCCUGUCUCUCCCUCUCCAGGUGAACGCGUAUCACUCCGCCAGGGCCGCUCCCAGCUCCUAUCUCGUAGCUCUACAGUCCCCGGAUGGAAACUGUUAUGGCCGCCGACAGCGACUGGCCGGACCAUGGAGCGAGGCGAGACCCUUUUUUUUUGGUAUUCCUCCUGACUGUGGCCUUUUUUGAGUCUUACCUCUUCUUUGUGUGUGUAAAAAUGUUGAAAAGACUGCUGAAGAAUUGAAGUGGAGUCUUUUCUUACAGUGAAAAUAAAACGGAGGAGUUCUAGAACCUUGAGAACAACUCAGCUCAGUAUUCUUGCCCCAGGAAAGCAGACUAAUCUCAAGAAUUCACACCUAAAAUCAUGCCAUCUGAAAAUGAGCACUUUUUUUGUGAUAAAAAGUGCAGUGCUGCAGAAAAUUUUUCUACAGAUACUACUUUGGAAAAAGCACUGGUGAAUGAUACUCUAGGUAUGGUGACUCAACCGACAAUUUUAGAUGUCGAUCUCUCUUAUGAACUAAAAGAUGCGAAAAUUGAUUUACCCAGGGUGAACAUUCCAAAUGAAGUACUGAUGAAACACGAAGUUGAUAGAUUUAGAAAACUCUUCCAGUGUAAAGAGGAAGCUACAGGGAAGUCUUUAAAUUUAGAGAAAAUAAAUGGAAUCAAUCCUAAUUGUUCAGAGGAAAUCCACUUGCAAGAUAAAACAGAAGUGCAGUUUGAAGACGGGUUGAAAACUACAGCAAAGAUACUGAAUUUCUCCUGUACAAAGUGCAAGAAUAACAUUAGAUACAGUCCAAAUGACCUGCAGAAGCAUUUUCAGCUAUUUCACUAUGGCGAGUUGCCUUCCUAUCCUUGUGAGAUGUGUAACUUCUCAGCUAAUGACUUUCAGUCUUUUAAACAGCAUAGACGCACCCAUCGUAGCACUUUAGUUAAAUGCGAGCUCUGUAAUGAUGAGCAUGUGUACACUUUGUUGGAUUUGACAAAACACUUCACGUCAGAGCAUUGUGUAAAUGGUCACUUUAAAUGUGAAAAAUGUGUAUUUUCUACCCAGGAUGUGGGUACGUUUGUUCAGCACAUUCACAGACAUAAUGAGUUUCCAUAUAAAUGUGGAAAAUGCCAUCACGUAAGCUUUACAAAAGAGGAAUUGCAGGAACAUCAUCUUGUUCAUACCAGUACGUUUCCUUUUGGUUGUCAAUAUUGCAAUUACAGAGCACCACGGAAGGAUUAUCUUUUAAAACACAUCAUUGCUUUGCAUAGAGACCACGUGUAUGCAAAAGAAAAACUGGAGAAGGAGAAAUGUGAAAACAGAGCAGUGAAGACUCCAGCAGAACUGAAGCUUGUGUUAAGAAGGUAUAGGAUGGGAGCAUCUAAAAAGGCAUUCUGGAGACGGGAAAAUAUAAGUGAUGGUAGUGACAAAGGUGGAGAAAAUGUGCAAGUACUAAGAAGUGUGAAUGAAAAUCAAACAAAAGCUGAGGAGCUGAAGCAGUGUACGAGUGAUACAAAUGAAGAAAAAGAUCAAGUUACAUAUACGGAAAAGCAUAAUUUUAUGAGUGGAACACUCGCUGCUGCGCAAUACAGUAAUGCAGAUGAUGGAAGAAUUCACAGUUCAGGAUUCUUGAGAAAUGCUGUUCAUGGGCCAUCAAUACUGAUGGUCAGAAACAAUAAAAUAUCUAUUCCAGCUAAUUACAGCGCUAAAUUUAUGGGAUUUAAAAUGGUAGAUGGAAAACAACAUAUUGUUAUAAAAUUAUUACCUACAAGUAAACAAAAUGUACAUUUCUUGAGUCAGAAAGUGGAUCCUGUUAAAGAUGGUUCUACAACUCCUUUGCUACAGACUGCUGAUCCCUGUGGCUUGUCUUCAGGUGCUAUACAACAUGUAACUGGUCAGCCAACCUUAAAGAACAAUUCUGUUCACCAGUUAGUCUCCCCUCAAUUUUCUUGUUCUGCUUUUUGUUCAGGAAAAACAAAAGUGGAAAACCAAAAUAGCUCCUUAUCAUAUGGUAGAAAUGUUUCUCAAACUGUAGCACCUUCAAAUGUAGCUGUAGGAAAAAGUUUGAACUAUUUGCCAAUGGCAUUGAGCUCAACUGUACCUCCAUGUGAUGAGGUGAAGAAAGUUGGAACUCAAAGUAGCAUCUUGUGGGGAAGCUAUAGUCCUCCCUGUCAUCCUCAGGUAUUCCCAUCCACUAUUAAAAAUACACUUCACUAUGAUUCUAUGAAAAUGCCCUUCUUUCCUGAGCAGAACAUACAAAAUGGUGGCCUGAAUAAUACCAAUGGAACUGAUAACCUCUAUUGUUCAACUUCAGUGGAUUCUUCCAAUGAGGGGUUGCUGUCUUUUCACAACUAUUCCAAAAUGGACACUUCGGAUAAUCCGUGUAGCAUUUGGAUGUCAACUGAUGACAGAUGCAAAGAAUUUGUAUCUAGCAAAACAGUUUCUUUUCAAAGCAGUAGGAGAGAUGAAUCUGCAUCUUCCUAUUCAGAGUUGGUGAAAGGCUUAAAACCAGAGAAAAUUUUAUCAGCCCAAUCAAAUAUUUAUAAAACUUACGGACACACAGAAACUAAGAGUAACUCUUUGUCUUCUAAAAGCCAAUCUAAGUAUGUUGACGGCAAGUGUUUUACGGAGGAUCAGUAUAAUGGCCAGCAGUAUUUGGAUGCUAGCAUACACCAGGGCUUUGAGAACACAGCCAAAAAAUUCCAAGAAAAUGCUUCUGAUUGUGUUAACUCGGACUCAAUGCCUAAAAUCACAUCUGUUUUCUCAUUGCAGAGUGAACAGGCAACUAAUUAUUUAUCACCUGAAAUAAACCAGUUUCUGCAAGAUGUCUUAAAAGUGAAAGCCACUAAGCAAGAAUCCCCCAGCAAGUCAAGUAACUGUGUAAAACGUCAUUGUGACAAUCUGCUCUCUUGUCACAAGACAGGGAAUAAAGCCUUUAUGCAUUUAAAAACCUCAGCGACUGCUUGUGGUUUUCAGAGGCUUCCUUCUAAUGUUGGCCUUCAUUUAUGUAAGAGAGAAUUGAACACGAGAUGUAGCACAAAUGAAGGUACAGAUUGUGGGAGAGAAAGGCAGACGUCCAGAAUGUCAUUUGAUUCACAGGGAAUGGAUAAAUUGUCCAAAAGUCCAGAUGUUGGUACAUUGUUAAAACCUCAUACAGAUGAAAUCGUAGCACAGCAGGUAGUAAAAGAUAAAAUACUGUCUACAACCCAGAAUACUGAGGCCUUCUCACCAGUUCUUCAGGAACAAACGAAAACUCUUUUAGUUCAGUCACCUCCAGCAGUUUUCGUUCCUUUGCACCUUGCUAAUCAACCUGGGCUGCAGGUGGUUUCAGGAAGAUCUUUUCCAUCAACCACUUCCUCAGAAGGGCAUGCGACUAAAGGUGUACAUGCAUCUUCUGUUUUAAAUAAGGGACCUGGAAUGAUUUUGACUUUUGGUAGGUCAAUUGGAACAGUUGCAAAUGUCCCUAGUGAUAGUUCUCAGGUUUUAGGGAGAAUUGCAUCCAGAGAAAAUGGUAAAAUAAUCAUACCAGCUCCAAAAGUAGAGGGGAAAAUUGACAGUUUUGAAAGUGUAAGAAGUUCUUUUAAUAGGAGACCAUGUAAUACAGCAAAUAUCUCACUGAAUAGCAUGCCAAUCAAAGGACCUCUUGUAUUUGCAAAUUCAUCAGAGUCAUCUGUGAAAGGACUUUCUUCUGUGAAGGUGUUACCAGAGCAUCAGGAUACUGCCUUUGAUUCGUUGGAGUCAGUAAAGCAACAUGAAAUGAAACAGAAACAGCAUGUUUAUGCACUUUUGCCUGAUGGACAGCAAGCGGUGUUUCUGAAGUGUAUGACACCAAACAAACCUGUAGUUCAUAAAAAUAGUGUUUUUCAGGGUAAUGUUUGUUACCAGAAUUGUCAACCAAAGAAAACUGGAGCCAUGCAACAGAAGCUUUUGCUGAAAAUUAAGACUUCUGUGUCAGAUACCCUGGCUGAUACCACUCGAUCAGUAAGCAACACAGUGCCCUCACUGCAGUUAGGUAACUUGCAGUCCCUUACUCCUGCACUAGCACAGAAACAAACUGAUCUUACUUCUAAUGAUGCCUUAAUCUUAUCAGGUAGGUUAAUGCCAGCAAAUGCCUCUUUGGCAAGCUCCGAUCCAGUGUAUUGUGUUCCUCCUGUAGAACCUGUUUAUUCUACGAAAUCUGCAGGGACACAGUUGCAGAAGGGUUUCAUGGAGAGCACUCAAGUAAUAAGUGCUAACAACAGGAAUAACUUUGGUAGUCAGAAGUCCACAUGGAGCAUGCGAAACAGAACUGCAAAAGUAAAACCUCAUUUAAAACAAAGUGGGUCGAAAAGUUCAGAAGCUGUGGAUGUGCAAAAAACCAAGAAUUUCAAACGGAAAAGUAAGGAUAAAUGCCCAGCACCUCCAAGAAAGAAAGUGAUGCUGCACAGAAAGUGUAAGGAAAAGAAUCAAUCUGAAGUUUUUAGUGAAUCAGGUGUCAUUUACAAACCAAGGGCAUCAAAAGAAACUGUGAGGACUUUGAAAUUACUUCCUUUUAAUUCUAAACAACUUAUAAAAUGCCCUCGGAGAAAUCAACCGGUAGUUGUGCUCAACCAUCCUGAUGCAGACGUUCCAGAAGUUGUAAAUGUGAUGAAAACCAUUGCUAAAUUUAAGGGACACAUUCUUAAGGUUUUGUUGUCAAAAAGAACUAUUAAAGCACUUCUGCAGCCAGCUGUCUGCAAUCCUCUGAGCAUAACUACUAAAGAUCUUUCUCGAAAGAGGCACAGGACAAUAAAACCUAUUAGCCCUGUAAAAGAAAGAUUUGUCUUAAAAUUGACACUUAAAAAAACUAGCAAAAACAAUUACCAGAUUGUGAAAACUACCUCUGAUAAUACAUUGAAAGCUAAGUUUAGCUGCUGGUUUUGUGGUAGAAUAUUUGACAAUCAGGAUAGUUGGGUAGGACAUGGACAGAGGCAUCUAAUGGAGGCUACUCGAGACUGGAAUUCAUUAAUGCAAUGAUGACCAGUGAAGAAAAUAAAUAUCAUACCUGCCAGAUUUUAAAAAAGAGAAUCAAUUGAAUUGGGAUACACAGGUAAUUUUGAUAUGAAUUUCAGUGUUGUAACUGAAGUUUUAAAAUUCUGUGAAAUUUAAAAAUGAUGUGAAUCAAUUGAAUUGAGAUACACAAGUAAUUUUGGUCUGAAUUUCAGUGUUGUAACUGAAGUUUAAAAAUGAUGUGAAGUUUAAAAACGAUGUGAAUCAACUGAACUGGGAGACACAAGUAAUUUUGAUCUGAAUUUCAGUGUUGUAACUGAAGUUUAAAAAUGGUGUGAAGUGCUUGGCUUUUAAAAGGAAUAGCAGAUUCUCUGUUGCCAUCAGGGAGCUUUUUAAGGAACUUUGUAGUUCAGAUAACUUGUAACUAACUGCAAACGCAAUUCCAUAAAAAACAUACAUUAUUUUUUUGUUACUACUAUCAUAUCCUAUAUUUUUAUUCUGUAGAAUGAGUCUUCAAGGUUUUUGUUCUAUAUGUAUUUAAAACAGAAACAUGUAAAUAUUUUUAUACUUUUCAGUUGUUUGAUAUAAUUCUUGCACAGAAAUUAUGCCUCCCUUCUUGCUAUUUUCAUUUCUGUGCAUGCACUACUAAAUCCAAUUCAAAAAAUUUUAACACAGUUGUUAUCCUGGGAUUUUUGUUAUUUUCACUUGUUAGCUCUUGAUAUUGUUUUUCAGGGAUUGAACACUAUUGUUAGCAAGUGCCUAAAAGAUGUGAAGCAGUUUACAUUAUGUCAGCUGUAUAACCAAGUCCAUAUAGGGCCAUUUCCCCAAUAGAUUCAUUUAAACAAAGCCAUAUGUGAAUGCUUUAAACUAUAUUGCUAUGCACAUGACACUUCUAUUUCUGUGCAGUUUGUCUACUUUCUUAGUGAAGUAUUUUUCAUAUAAAUUAAUAAAACAUGUUAUGAUUGUGUUAAUAAGGUGAGCUUGAGAACUGAAUCAGUUGAAAAUAUACAGUAUAUAUAUUCCUAGUGUAUAUGGUGUUUAAGAAUGGUGAACAUUCCUAAUCUGUAUGGACUCUGUCACUAUUAAAUUUGAUAUAAUUUGUGUUUACAGAA